AUGGGGUGGCGCUAUCUCCACUGGACUCUUGGGGCGAUAGUCUUCGUGCUGAGUAUCCUUCGCGUAACUGUCUUAAGGCUACAGCAUUCCCCCAAAUGGCUAAUCACGCAAGGGAGGGACACCGAGGUCGUCGAGACCCUUCAAAAGAUUGCGACCGAGGCCGGCCGUCCUCUUGAUCUUACUGCAGAGCAGCUACGCUCGUACGGUGACGUAAAAGAUGCCGAGAAGUCUGCAUGGUCCUUUAAGCGUCUUAGCGUACAUGUCUACGGGCUGUUCAAUAACCCGGAAGUUGGCGUAUUCUGCGAGUGUGUCAGCAGUAACUACAUCACCUGGAAGAACUACGCGAUAACCCAGCUCUGCGGACUCUUUGGCCUUCCGCUCGCCGCAUACGCCGUCGAAACCAAGUUACUCGGGAGGAGAGGCACGUUGGCUCUUACAGCAAUAGUGACAGCAAUCUUCCAAUUCGGAUAUACGCAGGUGAAAACGCCAGAACAGAAUUUGGGCGUUGUGUCUGCUACCACUAUCUUUUCGUAA
Molecule: messenger RNA, 534 nt
Organism: Bacidia gigantensis
Lineage: Eukaryota; Fungi; Ascomycota; Lecanoromycetes; Lecanorales; Ramalinaceae
Exons: 2
Coding region: 1-534 (177 amino acids)
Source: RefSeq, a predicted model, not a curated record